GUUGGGGGGCGCCUGCAGGAAAGAAAGUUUUGGAGUCACCGUGUUCAUUGGGUGCUGCCUUAGAGUUUGCUACACAGUCAUCCAUAGCUCCCAAAUAUGGCUACUCGACUAAGACAGUCCAGAAGGAAAUGCACUGUGAUUGGUGGCUCAGGGUUCCUGGGUCAGCACAUGGUACAAAGUCUGCUAGAGAAAGGCUACACGGUUAAUGUGUUUGAUGUCCGUGAGGGCUUUAAGAACAGCAAGGUGCAGUUCUUCCUAGGUGAUCUCUGCGACAAAAAGGAUCUGCUUCCAGCUUUACAGGGGGUGACUGUUGUGUUUCACUGUGCCUCACCGUCACCUUCCAGCCACAACAGAGAUCUUUUCUACAAAGUCAAUUAUUUGGGGACCAAAGCAGUCAUCGAGGCUUGUAAGGAAGCUGGUGUCGAAAAACUGGUGUUGACUAGCAGUGCCAGUGUGGUCUUCGAGGGCACAGAUAUUAAGCAUGGAACUGAAGAUCUCCCCUACGCAAAGAAACCCAUUGACUACUAUACAGAAACCAAGAUUCUGCAGGAGAAGGAGGUGCUGAGCGCCAAUGACCCAGAGAGGAAUUUCUUCACCACGGCUAUUCGUCCCCAUGGCAUCUUUGGCCCACAAGACCCUCACCUGGUUCCCGUCAUUAUCCAAGCAGCCAAGAGUGGCAAGAUGAAGUUCAUGAUUGGAGAUGGAAAGAACUUGGUGGAUUUUACCUUUGUGGAAAAUGUGGUCCAUGGGCACAUGCUGGCUGCAGAGCAACUUGAGAGAGACUCUCCCCUGUGUGGAAAGGCAUUUCACAUCACAAAUGACGAGCCAAUCCUCUUUUGGGAGUUUAUGUCGCGCAUCCUGACGGGCCUGGGCUACGGGGCUCCCAAAUACCGCAUUCCCUAUUGGCUGGCCUAUUACUUGGCCUUCCUCCUGUCACUGGUGGUUAUGCUGCUGAGCCCCUUUGUCACCAUCCAUCCCACCUUCACCCCCAUGCGGGUGGCGCUUGCUGGAACAUUCCACUAUUACAGCUGUGAGCGGGCCAAAAAGCACAUGGGCUACAAGCCACUGGUUAGCCUGGAUGAAGCCGUGGCAAAGACUAUCAAGAGCUUCCCCCACCUCCACCGUGCUGCGUAGCUGCCUGGGGCCCAUGAUAACAUCUCCACUAUCUCUACGGACUCUACUUUGGCUGCUCCCGUCUCUCAGUCUGGUUUCCCUAGAACACUUUUUGCAGGAACCCCAGUCUGAAUUGAUUCUGUUGCCUCAGCUGAGCUGCUGUGACCCAACAUCUCUGAAGUGGUGGCUGCACAGGGUGAAACAAAAACUGUGCAGUUCAUUAAUUCAGGCACAGUUCUCCAAGCCUUUACUCGCCUUAACCUUAUUCAGAGGGAAGUGAACUGUGAAAUACAAGGCUGUGGAGCUUGUGGACUUUCACAGUGGACUCCCCAACUCCUGUCAGACCUAGCCAGAUUUCGGUAAUGAGAACCU
This is a messenger RNA of Lacerta agilis (Sand lizard), 1485 nucleotides long. RefSeq names its product NAD(P) dependent steroid dehydrogenase-like (gene NSDHL). Bases 97 to 1134 code for a protein of 345 amino acids. Gene Ontology annotation, molecular function: 3-beta-hydroxy-Delta5-steroid dehydrogenase (NAD+) activity. NCBI's taxonomy places the organism in Eukaryota, Metazoa, Chordata, Lepidosauria, Squamata, Lacertidae. Gene Ontology annotation, biological process: steroid biosynthetic process. The transcript has 8 exons. The record is from RefSeq and is a predicted model, not a curated record.